AUGAUAAGUUUUCAGGAUCGAUUUAAAGGCAAAAUGUCAUACAUCUCAAAAUAUGGGAUUAAUCAAUCCCCUGAUGUUAAAUAAAAUAGCUAUAUUCUGGUAUUCUUUUUAUUACUAUUAAGUAAUAAGAUUAAUCAAACAAUAAAAGUCCUUAAAAAAUUAUUAACUUAAAUUCCAAAUCUCCUAUCAAAAAUUCCUAUUAUUAUAAGUUACCUCCCAUUAAAAAUAAAAUAGUAGAUAGAACUUAAAAUUUUAAUUAACAGAAAUAAUAAAUAUCAACCAAGAAAAUGUAUAAAUCAUAACAUAUUUCAGUUAUUCUGCUGACCAUUCAAAGAUUAGUUUGAAAAAAUAUGACAGUGAUAUUGAAGAAAUUUAAAUGAAACACUUGUAAUACUUAAAUAAGAUUGAAUAAUUAUAUAUGCUUUAAAAAAAUUGA
This is a messenger RNA of Paramecium primaurelia, 436 nucleotides long. The record is from the annotation of a GenBank genome assembly. NCBI's taxonomy places the organism in Eukaryota, Ciliophora, Oligohymenophorea, Peniculida, Parameciidae.